AUGGCACUUAUAGACGAGCUCAACGACGAUGGGCGCCUUCUGAUGGAGAAAUGGGAGGAGGUCGAGACCCAGCUGGCGGAGAUGGUAACCGACAAAUUACUGUCCGAGCCAACGGGCCAGUCACCCUCCUUUGACUCCUCAGACAUGGUUAGGGGGCACCGGGUAAUCAGGUGCGACGACGAGUUUUCGCGGGACUUCCUGGCGGAUUUCGUUGCCAGACUAAGCAAAGCAUGGAAGGGGAUUAGCAUAAAGCUAGUCCCCGCCAAGGACAUCCCAAGGAGACCCAGAGUUCGCAUCUGGUUGCCCAAGGGGCUGUCUAGUCAUGAAAGGGUGCUCAAGACUCUGCGAGCAAUGAAUAAGGGAGUCGACAUGGAGGACUGGGCCAUUCUCAGAGCUGAGCGAGAAUUGAAGUCCAGCCAGCCAUAUCUGUUCUUAAUCAACCAGCGCUGCCUAGAACAGCUGAAGGCAGCAGACAACAAGGUCCGGUACGGCAUCAGGAAAGCCAAGGUGAAGGUCUUCCUAGACGAACCGGACGACAUCCUGGAAGAUGAAGUCGAGGACGCCAAUAAGCUGCUGGACGAUUUGGCGAUCGCCGACAGCACCCCCAACACCACCCCGAUCUAA
Drosophila kikkawai is the source of this 624-nucleotide messenger RNA. RefSeq lists its product as uncharacterized. The record is from RefSeq and is a predicted model, not a curated record. Lineage: Eukaryota; Metazoa; Arthropoda; Insecta; Diptera; Drosophilidae.